Molecule: messenger RNA, 657 nt
Organism: Parnassius apollo (apollo)
Lineage: Eukaryota; Metazoa; Arthropoda; Insecta; Lepidoptera; Papilionidae
Source: the annotation of a GenBank genome assembly
AUGCCAAAAAGAAAGUGUUUGUUUUCGGACGAUUAUACUAAAGAGUGGUCAUUCAUUAAAAGAGGAAGAAAUGAUUAUGAAGCCUUUUGUUCAAUUUGCGGCUUUCAUAUAUCUGUCAGUCACGGCGGUAAGUCAAGUGUCAAAGACCAUAUCCAAAGUAAAAAUCACAAGACGAAAUUAUCAGUUGCAUCAACUUCUAGAGAUAUAUCGACAUUUAUGAUCACGCAAUGUACUGCCGAAGACAUGUUAAUAUGCGCUGCCGAACUGACCACAGCUUAUAAAGUCGUAAAGCACCACCAAUCGUUUAGCUCUUUAGAUUGUACGACAAAACUGAAUGCCGUAAUGUAUCCUGAUUCAAGUAUCGCAGCAAAACAAUCAACUGCAAGAACAAAAGCUACUGCUAUCAUUAAACACAUUUUAGCUCCACACUCGAUCGCGCAAAUUAAAACAGAAGUCGAAAAAGUUCCUUUUUACGGCAUUUCAACCGAUUCUAGCAAUCACAAAGCCGAAAAGUUAUUUCCACUGCUGAUACAGUACUUUACGGAAAAAGAAGGACUGCAAAUUAAAUUACUAAAAAUAGACUCAUUGCCGAAUGAAACAUCUGAUACAAUCACUUCAUUUUGUAUAAAAUCGUUGCAGGAUCAGAACUCCCCGUAA